UUCAUAGCUGUGAGAAAAUAGUUUCCAAAAACAAACAAAAAAGAAAAUUAUUUAUAUAAACACAAGUACUAUAUUCCUACGCUGACCUUGUGCUCAGAAGAGAAUAAAUUCUGGAAGAAAAUAUCUGAACAAAAUGAGUUAUUUAUGGCCACUACCGGGACGGGAAGUUGUGCUGUAGCUAAAAAUACAAUCUGUAAAUGCUAAAGUUCAGUGUCCAACUUCUGUUUAAAAUAGCUACUGUGACAGUAUCUAAACUCAUGCUGCAGUUACUAAUACUUGCUAACACAGCACCAAUCUUUCUGUACUCACACACCAUCAGUUUUAGCAGAUGUUAAUUUCUCCAUCAGCAUUUGCCAAUGCAACCAAACUGAGAUUCUCUUGGCAAAACGCCUCAAUAGGUAUUCCGAAAGGAAACGUCCACCGAACAGACGGAGCCUGUGCCUUCAACGAGGCCGCACGAAAUCAAAGCAGCCAACGAAAUGAAAUGCAGCCAUUUGUGAAGCUGAAGCUGCUGACCCCACCCGGGCAGGUCAGUCCUGCCCCGGGCCCCGCAGCCAAUGCCGGAGACAGCACGGCAGCCUCAACGGCGGGGCCGUACCCGCGGGGGCAGCGCCCGGGGCCCGGGCUCGCCCCGCGCGCUCCGUCACGUGACCACGCGCCGCCGGGUCGCCCGGCAACGGCCCCGCAGCCGGGGAAGAUGGCGGCGGCAGCGGCGGGGCGGCGGCGGCGGCGCGGCGGUGCCCCACAACAAUUGAAUGAAAAGGAUGUUCUGAAUGAGUAUUUUCUUCCAAAUGAAGCAGAUCUUCGUCAGGUCAUUGUAUUGCCAAAAGCAGACUGGGAAAGGAUUCAGGCCAGCAUUAGAGAAGCAGCACACAUCGAUGAGAAAAAAGAACAGAAAGAAGUGCACUUGGACUCCAAAGCUGCUGGAAAAGACCCCCCCAGUGCCACUCUGAGCCUGAUACAACAGAAACUUCAAGCCAAAAAAUUACGUGAAGAAAAGGAAGAAGAAGAAAGAAAGUUACUUGAUUUGGAAGAAGCAAAAUUCCAAGCAGCAAAAAGGAAGGAGGUUAUUGACCGUGCAAAAACCUACCUACGUUAUCAGGAGGACAGAAUGAGACAGUUCCAUGGUGCAUUUCUACUUACUAAGGUCCUAAAAGAAAGAGAUGCUCAAGUUGAAUUUCUAAAGUCAAGAUUAGUUGAUAACAAAAAGAGGGAUUAUGAAGAAGAGCAACGUCGAUUUAAAGAAUACAUUCUCAGUGAGCAAGAAAAAGCACGUCAGCAUUAUAUGAAUAAACAGGCACUAUGCAAAGAUCAGCUAGAACAAAUAAAAGAGCGUGAACAUCAGGCAGAUCUGGCCAUACAGGAAAAAAAAAGAGAAGGAGAAGAAAUGCAGAGAUCAGUCCAAUUGUACCAACUAGAAAUGCAGAGAAAAAAAGAAAAGGAACAUGAGAAAAAAAUGCAAUGCCGGAAACUGUAUCAUGAGUAUAUAAAUGACCAGAAAAUAAUCAAAGCAAUAGAGGAACAAAACCAAAUGGAAGAAGAUGAUCGGAUCAAAGCUCAUUUUAAAGCAAAGCAAAUUAUUGCCCAGAUGAGAAAAAAGAAAGAAGCUGAAAUGCGUAGACAAGCACAGGAACAACGGGACAAAACCAUUAGUCUAUUAACUGAACAAAUGGCUGAGGCAUUACGGACAGAAGAUGAUCGACUGCGUAGAGAAACUGCAGAAAAAGAAGCUGAAGAAGAAAAAAAACUGAAAGAGAAAGAAGCAAAACAAAAGGCAGCCAUUGAAUCUAUUGCUGAACACAGAGCCACUGUGAUGAAGUUGAAAGAGGAAAAGGAGAGACAGGAGAAAGAAGAGGCUGAAAAAGAACGUGAUGUAUUAAUGGAAAAAGACCGCAUCUACCUGGAAAUGGAAAGCAUCAAAAAACAUGGACGACAUGAGGCAAACAGAGAAGUACAGAAAAUUCUGCUCCAGCAAAUGGCUGAAAAGCAGGCAAGAAAAGAGCAGGAAAAGCAAGCAGAGUUGGACUACCAUGCUCAGACAGAGGCUAUUGCACUUUCUAAAGAGCAUGAAUUUCAGAAAUAUGCACAGGAAGUAAUUGAAACAGAGUCCAAGACUACGCAUCAUAUUUAUCCUCUUCUCAAAGUAUGCAAAGAGGGACUUAGACAUGGACCAUUUUCCUGAGAAAAGAAGAAAUAAAUACUAGUUUCCCAACAUGUAAUUCUACAUUGGGACCCAGUUACCUUGUAGAUGUAAAUGCUGCUCAAGAAACAAAAACAUGAAAUAAUGUUUAAACUCUCCACUAAGGAAAGGUAGAAGCCAUUUUCAAGUUAAAGACAUAUGCUUUUCAACCUUACAGACAGAGUUAAACUGUAAAUGAUUUAUAUCAAAUAUAUAUACCAUGAAUCUGGACUUCUAUUUGAAAAAAUAGAAGAUUGUCAUAUAACUGGUUAUAUUCUCAAAAAUCACCAGCUGGUAUUUCAUAAAUGUUAGUUUAUUAAACUUGAGACAGGGAUUCAUAUUAUAUAAUUGACUGUCACUGUAACCCAUUCCAGGCAAAACUCCACUAUUUCUGUUAAAAUUUUAAUAAUAAUUAUUCUAAAAAUUCACUGUCGUGGGUUUUCCAGGUCUACGAAAUGAAUUCUCAGAGCAAAAAGUCACCUUUUUCACUAGCCUACUUCCAGUUAAUUAUUCCCCAUAAUAGAAAAGACCAAACUAAAACAACUACAGGGGACGAAAAAAAGAGAACAUAUGUGAAAGUUAGAAUAGUUAGAGUGUGCAGUUUUGGCAGCAUUGUGCAACUAUGUCUGAAAAACAAAUGUCAUGCUAUAAAUCAGUUUUAUUAUAUGAAAAUAUUAAUGCAAUUUGAUCUUAGCUCUUAUAAGGUCACCAAAGAGGCAAAUAGGUCCCAA
Molecule: messenger RNA, 2910 nt
Organism: Oenanthe melanoleuca
Lineage: Eukaryota; Metazoa; Chordata; Aves; Passeriformes; Muscicapidae
Gene: CFAP210
Product: cilia and flagella associated protein 210
Exons: 9
Coding region: 329-2182 (617 amino acids)
Source: RefSeq, a predicted model, not a curated record